AUGGUAGAAGUUUAUGAGUUAUGGAUUGUAAUAGUUUCAAUCAUAGUGCUCAAGCUAUGUCAUUGCAUCUAUCAAUGGAGCAACCCAAAGUGUAAUGGAAAACUUCCUCCAGGGUCAAUGGGGUUUCCGAUCAUUGGAGAGACUUUUCAGUUCAUGAAACUUCAUGACGCUCUUCAGUUUUCAGCUUUCGUCAAGGAGAGAAUCCCCAGGUUCUUCUCCUUAUUUACUAGCAUGCAUUACAAUUUCAUUUGCAUACAUGGACCAGUUUUUCGGACAAGUUUAUUGGGAGGCAAAGUUAUAAUCUCGAUGGAUAAUGAACUGAAUAUGGAGAUAGCAAAGACAACUCGUAUUCCUGGUGUCCCGAAGAGCAUAACACGGCUAUUUGGCGAUAACAACUUGUUUGUGCAGAGCAUAGAAUCCCAUAAACAUGUCCGGAGCUUGACAUUCCAGUUAUUGGGUUCACAAGGUUUAAAAUUGAGAAUUAUGAGAGACAUCGAUCUCUUGACUCGCCAAUACAUGGAGGAAGGAGCUAGGAAAGGCUUCCUUGACGUCAAGGAAACAUUAAGCAAGAUAUUAAUUGAAUGCCUUGCAAAGAAAGUUAUGGGUGACUUGGAACCAGAAGCGGCUAAAGAACUCGCACUUUGUUGGAGAAAUUUUCUGAGUGGCUGGUUUCGUUUCCCUUUCAACUUUCCUGGGAUGGGUGUAUAUAAUAUGAUGAAGGUGAGAAAGAGGAUGAUGAAAUUACUAAAGGAUCUAGUGUUGAAGAAGAGAGCAUCAGGAGAGGAGUUCGGAGAGUUUUUUAAGAUCAUAUUUGGAGAAAAGGAUGGAGGAAAGGAAACAAUGAGCGUGGAGAACGCGAUUGAGUACAUAUAUACUUUCUUUCUGAUUGCUAACGAAACAACUCCGCGGAUUCUUGCGGCUACAGUAAAGCUCAUUAGCGAAAACCCUCAAGUCAUGCAAGAGCUGCAAAGAGAGCAUGCAGAAAUUGUCCGGGGUAUGACUGAUAAGGAGGCUGGCCUAAGAUGGGAAGACUACAAAGCGAUGACUUUUACUCAUAUGGUGAUCAAUGAGUCACUUAGGAUCACAACCACAGUGCCUGUAGUGCUUAGAAUACCUGAUCAUGACAUCAAAGUCGGUGAUUAUACAAUUCCAGCUGGUUGGACCUUCAUGGGCUAUGCUAGUGUCCAUUUCAAUCCAGAAAAGUAUGAGGAUCCUUUAGUAUUUAAUCCAUGGCGCUGGAAGGGGAAAGACUUAAGUGCGCUAGUCUCCAAAAAUUACAUCCCCUUUGGCGCUGGCCCUAGACUUUGUGUGGGGGCUUACUUUGCUAAGCUGUUGAUGGCAAUUUUCAUUCAUCAUUUGUGUAGACACAGGUGGUCAAUGAAGGCAGACACCAUAGUAACUCGAAGCUAUAUGCUUAUGUUUCCGCAUAGAUGUGAUGUUUAA
Molecule: messenger RNA, 1443 nt
Organism: Eutrema salsugineum
Lineage: Eukaryota; Viridiplantae; Streptophyta; Magnoliopsida; Brassicales; Brassicaceae
Product: cytochrome P450 708A2
Exons: 7
Coding region: 1-1443 (480 amino acids)
Biological process (GO): sterol metabolic process
Molecular function (GO): oxidoreductase activity, acting on paired donors, with incorporation or reduction of molecular oxygen; heme binding; monooxygenase activity
Source: RefSeq, a predicted model, not a curated record